AUGACGAUUCUGAGGAGUCUGGUCCUCCUCUUAACUACGAUUUUGUCAUUACAGGCGCCGUUGUCCGCAGUGCCCUUGACGGUAGCCCUUGGGGGUUUGCAACGUGGCACUGGAUUGUGCUCCGAAGGCCAUUCGCCAUGUGAAGACCCGAAAGCUCCAUCCAACUUCUGUUGUCCUGAGGGCACUGUAUGCAUUACUCUGAACAACUCUACCUCGAUGAUAUGCUGCCCCCUAGGACAGUCGUGUUAUCGAAUGAACCAAAAACCAUGCAAUACUCAAACUCCCGAGAACCCAAACUCUCCUGCUAGGACCACCACGCUCAACAGCGAGUCCUGGAAGUGUGGCGGCCAAUGCUGCCCUCCUGGCACUCAAUGUCUCUCGGACAGGCUAGGAGGGUUCUAUUGCCAAGUGAUCUAUCCGGAGCUGGCUUUUCCACCGUUUCCAGUGACCACCACCACCUCGCAGCCUGGCCCUACAUCGCCUACAUUGACGCAAUCAGGAACAGCUUCCCACUCCGCUACUCCUGCGUCAUCUAAUACCACUGCCAAUUCCACGUCGACUACCCAAGCAUCGUAUAUUAUCCUUCAUAGUUCAUAUCUUCCAACGCUCAAACCCACCUCCCCAACUAAAGCUUUUCCUAAUAUGAACGAAGCACAUCCUUCGUCAAUAUCCAAUGAACCAAAGUACCCCGGGCGCGCAGUUGCCGUUGGCUUAGUUCCCGGCCUCGUUGCUGGCAUCCUAAUCGCCAUGAUUGCGAUUUUCUUCUAUAGACACCGGCAGGAAACACGCUCUGCAUCAUCGCUCAUUCAAAAAUUUGGCUAUUUCCGCGAAUCCUUCGACAAGGGUGAAGUCUCGAUCUCUGACCCAAUCCCUUGUGCAGCCCAUGACUCAAUCCGCACAGAUUUCCUCCGUCGGCCAGGAGAACUUGACAACGAGGAGCAUAGCAGAUCGACAUUUCAACGGACCAGCGCCCGGGUGAGAAGUGUCUUUGGAUCGCUGCCUACAGCGGAAGAUAUUGCAACCAUGCCUCCUCCGAAUAAAGGAGGAGGAGGCUUUAGUGGUGGUGGUGGAUGUGAGCCAAGCGCGGAAGGCAUAAAGGUUUUCAGCCCGGCACAUUUGAGUCACAGCGGAGUCUGGGCCUACCCGAGUGUUGCAAAUGGUCGACCGCAAACCACAUUCUCUGAAAUGAUGGAAAGGGUUGGAUUUCAGAGCAAAAGUGGCAGCCCAUAUUUCUCUGUCACAAAAACACCACCUCUGCCUCAGUUCCGGUAG
Molecule: messenger RNA, 1272 nt
Organism: Paracoccidioides brasiliensis Pb18
Exons: 1
Coding region: 1-1272 (423 amino acids)
Source: RefSeq, a predicted model, not a curated record